Messenger RNA from Aureobasidium subglaciale EXF-2481, 660 nucleotides. RefSeq lists its product as uncharacterized. Bases 1 to 660 code for a protein of 219 amino acids. NCBI's taxonomy places the organism in Eukaryota, Fungi, Ascomycota, Dothideomycetes, Dothideales, Saccotheciaceae. Gene Ontology annotation, cellular component: Golgi apparatus. Gene Ontology annotation, biological process: intracellular protein transport; Golgi to plasma membrane protein transport; protein localization to organelle. The transcript is spliced from 2 exons. The record is from RefSeq and is a predicted model, not a curated record. Gene Ontology annotation, molecular function: GTP binding; GTPase activity.
AUGUACCACUUAGUCAAGUCGCUCUAUCUGCACGCGACAAGCAAAGAAGAGUACUCAAUCCUCCUCCUUGGACUUGACAAUGCUGGAAAGACCACCUUGCUCGAGCAGAUCAAAGCGCUCUUCAGCCCGCACCUCCACCCCAAACUCAACACGGUUCCCACCGUCGGACAGAAUGUCUCCACCGUCGACCUGCCAGACAUCUACCUCAAGAUCUGGGAUGUCGGAGGCCAGCACUCGCUGAGGGGUCUAUGGCAGUCAUACUACAGCAGUUGCCACGCCAUUGUCUUUGUCAUCGACAGCACAGAUGUAGGUGAUGGAGACAUCGAACACCUGAGCAAUGCCCAAGAUGUGGUCGAAGAGCAGGGAAGACUAGACGAGUGCCGGCUCGUGCUAGAGAGCAUUUUACAAAACGGUGAGACCGAGGGUGUCCCUCUUCUCGUCCUGGCCAACAAGCAAGAUCGCGAAGACUGUGUCGAGGUUGUACGCAUCAAAGAGGGUUUGGUGCGCAAGAUCGUCGAGGGCGAAAAGGGAGGAAGUGUUAGAGACAGCAGGGUUCUUCCACUGAGCGCCCUCACCGGUACAGGCGUCAAGGAAGCCGUCGACUGGCUCUGUAGCAGAGUCAAGUGGAACAAGGAAGCAAGACCACCUGCUCUGCGAUGA